This is a messenger RNA of Pyricularia pennisetigena, 1647 nucleotides long. RefSeq lists its product as uncharacterized. The coding region runs from base 1 to 1647 and encodes 548 amino acids. Gene Ontology annotation, molecular function: U6 snRNA binding; U4 snRNA binding; protein binding. NCBI's taxonomy places the organism in Eukaryota, Fungi, Ascomycota, Sordariomycetes, Magnaporthales, Pyriculariaceae. The transcript has 3 exons. Gene Ontology annotation, cellular component: U4/U6 x U5 tri-snRNP complex. The record is from RefSeq and is a predicted model, not a curated record. Gene Ontology annotation, biological process: mRNA splicing, via spliceosome.
AUGUCACACGUCCACCCUUCUCGACAGGCAUAUGUCGAAAAUGCCGAGUCUCAGAAUGCGCCGCCUAGGGGUCAGAUCGCCUUGAGCGAUCCCUCUCGGCCUACAAAUGCAACCGGUUCCAAGUCUAACAGCUCGUCUGGAAAAGCCAUGGACUACAAUUACGACAUGCCCGCGGGCGCGGGCGCCUCUGGCAAUGCCUCGGCGAUCAUGUCCGGCUUCGACAGGAAGAAGAUAGCCGAUGCCAUACCAGUCCCGACCAACGACGGCCGCGUCCGCGCCAGGCUGCGAGAAAUGGGCGAGCCCAUAACCCUGUUUGGAGAAGAUGCCAAGGAACGGCGAGAUAGGCUGCGAGAACUUCUCAUGCAGGAGAAGGAGAGGCAACAGGCCAAUGGACAGUUGGAAGGCGGCCAGGACGUCGAGAUGGAAGAUGUCGAUGAGGAGGACGAUGAGGAUGAGGAGCAGGAAGAGGAAUUUUACUCACGCGGCGGCCCAGACCUGCUCAACGCAAGGGUGGAAAUUGCCAAGUACUCGCUGCCCCGCGCAAAGCGGCGCAUUGCCUUUCAGAAGAUAGAGGCCAAGAUACCUCAAAGGACUCACAUGAGGGCCAGAAAACAGAUCAAGGAGAGGUUGCAGGGCUUCGAGCUGCAGGGGUCACAAACAGCCGGCCAGCGGCAUAUCAGCAUCACAAGAAUAUCACCGAACGGCGAGAUUGUUGCGACAGGAAAUUGGGGUGGACAGGUCAAGCUUUUCAGCAUACCGAAUUUGGACGAAACCAUGAACCUGAGGGGCCACACCAACAAAGUCAGCGGAAUGUGUUGGUUCCCGGGCGCGACCCUGCAGGAAAGCAACGUUUCGGCCGAGUCUGUAAAUCUUGCGACGGGCGGUGCCGAGGGUCAGGUCAAUCUGUGGUCACUUAGUCAAGACACGCCGCUUGCUACGUUGUCGGGUCAUACGCAACGUGUAUGUCGUGUCGAUUUCCAUCCGUCAGGGCGAUUUCUCGCAUCAGCAUCAGAAGAUACGUCAUGGAGACUCUGGGACGUGGAGAAGAGGACGGAACUACUGCUUCAGGAGGGGCAUUCUCGAGGAGUCUUUGCAGUCAGCUUCAACGGUGACGGAUCCCUACUGGCAAGUGCUGGCCAGGACAGCAUCGGCAGAAUAUGGGAUCUUAGGACAGGGAGAACGAUCAUGAUUCUCGACGGGCAUAUGGAUGGACAUAUCAAACCGAUCUACGCGCUUGACUGGGGCUCUGACGGCCACCGGGUGCUCUCUGCAUCAGCGGACGGUUGGAUCAAGUGCUGGGACGUGCGGAAAGUCCAGAGGACAGGCGGUGUCGGCGCACAUACGAGCGCGGUCUCGGACAUGCGGUGGUUCAAGGGGCUUGACGGACCACUAGAUGGCGUGCCACUGAGGGUAGAUGAAAAGGGGCAGCCCAUGCCUAAGAAGUCAGGCACAUUCCUGGUGUCUAGUGGCUUCGACCACAAGGUCAACGUUUAUUCUGCGGAUGAUUGGGCUUUGGUACAAUCCUUGAGCGGACAUACAGGUCCAGUAGCUAGUGUUGAUGUGAGCAGAGAUGGCAGGUGGAUCGUCAGUGGUGGACACGAUCGCACGGUGAAACUCUGGGGGCGGAAUGACGGAGAGGGUGUUUGA